Messenger RNA from Ilex paraguariensis (yerba mate), 159 nucleotides. The record is from the annotation of a GenBank genome assembly. Lineage: Eukaryota; Viridiplantae; Streptophyta; Magnoliopsida; Aquifoliales; Aquifoliaceae.
GGGAUAUGUGUCCAAAGUCUGAAGGGUGAGAGCAGCUCGGGCCUAGUCUCAAGUGUAGGUGUCGGGCCCGAGGUUUUUUGUGUUGUUGGUGGGGCAUCAAUGGCCUUGUCGAUGUUGAGCUACUCUCCUAUGCCCGAGAUGUUGUUUGAUGCUGCAAGA